Molecule: messenger RNA, 1251 nt
Organism: Chara braunii
Lineage: Eukaryota; Viridiplantae; Streptophyta; Charophyceae; Charales; Characeae
Source: the annotation of a GenBank genome assembly
GGUGGAAGCUGUAUCCCCAAUUUUUCAGGGGAUGCCCCCAGUGGCAAGGCACAGAUUGGUUUACUCAACUUUGACGGAGGAACUGCAGAGUGGUGUGCACGCUCUGUCGCUAGUUCUAAAGACUCCUUCGGAGUUGAGUCGCAAGGCUUGAGAGAAGGUACUCACUCUAGCAGAAUCUUAAAUGUAUCUGAUCGUAAUUGCGGCCGUACUUGGACACGUAUCUGACCGCAAUUCCGUCCAGAAUCAGUAAGAAAAGUCCUUGUGUGAGUAUAUACCCUCAGGGCGAAGUUUGUUGAGAUUGAGCUUGAGGUCGUGGCGGGAAAAUUGCGAACACGACAAGCUGCAUUGCUUUUUUUUUUUUUUUUUUUUUAAUAAAUACAAGUUGCAUUGUCGUGUAGCUGGCGGGGGACAAGUUAUGCGCAGAGCUCGCUAACUAGCCAAAUUAAGCACCUUGCCUUCUCCCUCCCCCCCCCCCCCCCCCCCCCCCCCCCCCCCCCCCCCUAUUCUUUUUUUUUUCCUUGUUCGUAGUACGUGGUCCAGGGGACCAUCUCAAGGCAUACUCACUAAGAGUUUUUCCACUUCUCUGUGGACGUGAUUGCUGUCAGGUGCAUCCAGACUGGGUCCAGGAAAGUCCUACCAUCUUCACCCGAAUAUAACGCCCAGUCCUUAUAGCUGUAUUUGGGGCACUUUUCAGUCCCGAUGCAGCAAUAGUGACCAGCGGGCGUUCUGUUCAGGUGAGGACGGUAGUAUGAAUAUGCACUAUUAUCAUAGUAUUAUGCACUCAUUCUACUUCAUCAUUAUUACCGUGCUGCCAAGUUUGGCGCAUGUUAUCAUUUUUAAUCCCAUGAGUUACAGAGCGAGGGCAACCACCACGAAGAUAAAAAAUGGUACACCCUUGUGGCUGAAUGAAUGGUACACCACCCAUCAACUCUGGAUAGACAGACCCGAGUUCGAAACCUGAGAACAGCAGUUAAAAAACGAUGGUGACACUCCAGCAAUUCGAACUUGACUUCGUACGUUGUCCAAGCAGGCAUUUCUUUGAUUCUGGUAAAGCGGUGAAUCCAUGAUGAUGAUGAUCAUCAUGAUGAUUUGCAGUCUGUUGUGAUCCUUACUGGCAUGUUACAGUGCUUUUUCAAGAAGUGAAGGUCUCAUCGUUUCGGAAAUGAAGUUGAACCCUCUCUCUCUCUCUCUCUCUCUCUCUCUCUCUCUCUCUCUCUCUCUCUCUCUCUCUCUCUCUCUCUCUCUCUCUCU